UCAACGACCUCAUCGGUGCAUUCGAGCUCUUCUCUCUCUCGUCUCGGCGCUGCCUUGCGCCUUCCGGCAGAGAGAUGGGCGACCACCACGACGGGUGGGGCGCUUAUGGGAGACGUAGACCGUAUGCACCAUCAUCAACAUCGUCAUCAUCCUAUCGCGCGCCGGGCGAUCCAAGGCCUGCUCUCAAUGUUCGUCCUUCGGAGCAGCCUGCGAGCCGUGAUCGGCCAGCUGGAGGAGAGGGGCCCCGAUCGGCCUCUGCGGUGGAAAGGACUGUUCGAGAGGACUUUCGGGUAUCAGGAUCCUUGAAGCGAGGAGAGUACAGUCGAGAAGCGUCACCGCCGCCGAGAACGCUUGCCAGGCGCCGUAGUUCGGUCACGACGCCCUCUUUGGUUGCUGGCUCGUCGUCUGCUCAGCUUCCCCUUCCGCUAAUGCAGACCUCGAGACGCAAUUCAUUCCCCAGAGCCGAAGCGCAACCAUCGCACCGGGCUCCAACAGUGUCGACAUCGCCCCCGGUCCCGGCACCUCGCGAUGGUCCUCCUACGCCCCUCCUUGCCCCAAGUGCAAAGGUGGCUCAGUGCGAUCAGGAUGCGACCGACAGCUACAUGAGGACAUUUGGCAAAUGGGUAGACGCUCGACGGAAGCGCGACGAGCGCGAGCAGGAGCUGCAAAGGUUCGCAGACAUUCUUCGCCACAAGCCAGACGCCGGCAAGACGGUGGAAGACAAGGUCAAGGCCGCGCAGCACAAGGUCGACGCAUCCAGGCAGGACGAGAAGCGCCUGGAGGCCGAGGCCAGCCGCGCGCUCAGGCAGCUCAUCGAGCAUACGAUCUCUUCAGCACCAGUAGCAUCCACUGCGGCACUGCCGUCGUCGGCCUCAACAUCAUCGUCGAGGCCGGACCCCGAAUUGAGCCUGGAGGAGGUAAAGAGGCUAGUCGGCGAGCAGGUUGAGACGAGGAUGUCCAAGGCGAUGCACCCCACCAAGUCGAUCCAAGCGACAAGCGAGUCGAGUGAUGCAGAGCCUGGCGAAGUGCACGAUACAGCAGCUCGUGCAAGCGCACCUGCAGCGACGGGGACAAAAGCAGAGGUAGCGCAGACUGCCCCACCGGGUGCUCAGGCAUCUGUUGAGCCAACCGCAGAGGAGACAUCGGAAGAGAAACCAAAGCCAAGGAGGAUCGUCCCCUCUCGCAACGAGAUUGUACGGCGAGUGGAUGGCUUCGAGGCCAGGCUGGACGAGGUGCACUCGGAGUUGACCGAGCGACUCGACGAAUUCGAUUUCCUUGACAUGAAGGAAAUGGUCGAAAAGUACGUCGAGGACAAGCUCAAUGACCUCAGAGACAAGCGAAGAGCCGCCAAGAGAAAGGCAAAUGACGUCCAAGAAGCCGAGGCCGAAGCCGCGGGGGCCGCUCUACCAGCAGCGGCAGAGCAAUCUGCCAGAGUCGAUGGUGCUCCGUCGACGCUGCCAGACACCGGUGAUCGGGCUCAGGGCGCAGCAGGCCAACAGGCCCCCUCCUCCGAGCAAGCGUUGUCGUCGUCGUCUUACCUAAAUCCCAUCGUAAUAGACAGCCCGGACAGCACUCAUGACUCUCCAAUGACGACGACGACGACGGCUCCGAUUCCGACUGCAGGUCAAGGUCUCGCCACUGCCUCUGCGCCAGCAAACGGAGCUGCUGCUGCUGCCGUGCCCCUGGGCGAAGAGACGAUGCCGAUGGGCCAAGUCGUUGAAGCAAUCCAAGCGUUGGAGUCGAAUCAAGAGCGCAAAAUGAGGGACAUGCUAAUGCAAUUCGAGCAAACGAUGAAUGCAAGGGAGGCAGCGUGGCAGCAAGCGCUGAAAGACGACUUUGACCGUCUCUUCAAGGUCCGCGACAACCACUACGAGGGCAAGAUCAAAGCGCUCCGAGAAAGGCUCCUGGCUCUCGAGGCACCCCUUGCCGAGUCGCUGAGGCUCAGCACGCAGGUGGCAGGGCACGAGAAGGCCCUGCUCGAGCAUGCAAAUUGCAUUGUCGAAAUCGGCCGCGAGCUGUGCAACAUCGACUCUGCCUUUGCAAACGUCCCCGUGGCCCGUCAUCCCGUGCCAAGACCGCCCCCUUCUACAUCCCAGCCCAGUGCACCAACAACAAACGGCAAUGGUGCCAACGACGCCGGCGAUCAGCCCGGUGCCCCGAGCUCCAAUGGCGUUCAAAGCACGCCUUGAACGCUCCUCUACCCAGCUCGCAUCUGCACCCCUUCAAGAAAGGAGUGUCACCUGUACCACCAUCGAUGAUACUACGCUAUCUCUUUACCCCUGUAUGACAAUAGUCUGACCAUUCCAUUUGUUAUCCCCCCCUGUUUUGGA
This is a messenger RNA of Acaromyces ingoldii, 2330 nucleotides long. RefSeq lists its product as hypothetical. The transcript has a single exon. Lineage: Eukaryota; Fungi; Basidiomycota; Exobasidiomycetes; Exobasidiales; Cryptobasidiaceae. Bases 75 to 2189 code for a protein of 704 amino acids. The record is from RefSeq and is a predicted model, not a curated record.